AUGCAAUAAAAUCAAAGUCCUAUUCCAUAAGAAAAACUGAGUUUUCUCAAUACUCUCUUAGACAAAGAACUUGACAUGCUUAAAUAUAAUAAUGUUCCAAGUUAUCUCCAAAAAACAUAACCAUCAUCUUAUUUUGAAUAAGAAUCAAUUUAACAAUCUAGUAUAAGAGCAUUAAGUAAUAAUCCUACAUCUUAAACUAAACGAACUACUAAUGGUGAUCUCAAUGAAAUAUAAGAUAAAAUUAUUACUAUUGAAGCAAGAAUUCAAAAAAAUAUUGAAAAACAAAUCUAACCAAAUUAAUUAGUAUAAUAAUAAGAAGUUAAGGAUUCAGAUGAAGAAACACCUUUAAAGAAUAAAUAUAAUCAUAAUUAAUCAUCUCACAAAAAACAGAUUAAAUUUACAGAAUAAGAACAUUCAACCAAAACACUUAAUAAAUCUUCUUUUCAUGAUGAAAGAAAGAAUAAAUUUUAAUAAUUAGAAAAGAAUAUUGAAAGUGCAGAGAAUAAAUUAUCUUAAUCUAAAGCUUAAAGAAAAUCUUUGAGUUAAGCUAAAUCAAAAAGCAAAGAAAAAUCACAAACUUCAUUAUAAAGAGGAAUCAGCACUUAAUAAUAAGAUGUUUAAUCAUUACAAAUAAAAGUCUCUCAAUUAAGAAAACAAUGGGAAGAUGAUAGGGCUUAAUUAAUUAAGGAAAAGUAAAAAAAUUAAUAAAUGCAAUCCUAAAUAGACUAGUUAAAUAAAAAAUUGAAGAAAGUUUUAUAAUAAAAUGAAAAAUUUAGUUAAAUAGAAUAAGAAUAAUAAAGAUUAUAAGAAAAUUUUGAAAAAAGUGAAUUUAUCAGAUAAUAAUAAAAAUAGUUAAUACAAACUUUAAAAUAAGAGAUCGAAGAAUUAAAAUCAAAUAAUAAUAAUAAUAAUCAACCUAAUAAUAACAUCAAAAAUAAAUCAAAAAAAAGAGGAUUAGAAGACAAUAGUAACAAAUACUUAAAUAAAUGA
Molecule: messenger RNA, 990 nt
Organism: Paramecium sonneborni
Lineage: Eukaryota; Ciliophora; Oligohymenophorea; Peniculida; Parameciidae
Source: the annotation of a GenBank genome assembly